AUGACGUCGACGGAGCGUCGUGACGUUUCUCGGCGCGGACCGGUGACGCCGCAGCCGGAGCGCGCGGGGAGCGGAGAGGAAGAGAGUCGCGCUGAGGGGAUGCCGGUGAGUGUGACGCCGAGGGGGCCGCGCCCGUCGUGUCAGGGCGUGUCAGCACUCUGCACAUGCCCAGAGGGUGACCCUGUCGCUUUUUUUAACGGGCCCUUCCGCCGAAGACCUCAGGCGGCGCGCGGGGCCUCCCUCGUCACCCGCACAACAACCCAGCGAGGUAGGCUAGGCCGACAGCGAGGGAGCUGGGCGGCGGGCGCCUCGCGGAGACACAGGCAGAGACAAACACAAAAGAACCGAAGAUAAAGUGUAUAAAAAGGAGACACCCCGGAGCGCCCGUGCCCCCCCCCGCCCUUGCAGCCUCUCUCAGCUGAAAGACAAGGCUGGGAAGCGGCCUUCUAGUCACCUGGCCAGGCCGCUUCUCAGUGUUGCUGGCACUGACUGGCAGCAGCCCUUCAAGGGAGGGAGAGAAUGCUUGACUCUUCGCUUUGAGACCAGCCUCCCCUUUUAAAGAGUUCGGCCUAUCUCUCUCUCUCUCUUGCUUUUCAUUUCCUCAGAUGGUCAAAGUCCAGCUGUAAUUAAGAUUAAAAUCUUCCUUGGAGGUUUUUAAGCAGAAGUUGGAUGGCCAUCAGUCACAUAUGAUCUAGUUGAGAUUCCUGCAUUGCAGGGGGUUCGACUGGAUGACCCUUAGGGGUCCCUUCCAACUCUACAGUCCAUGCAACCGCUGUGAUCCAUAGUAAUCACCUUUGCCCUCCCCCAGUUAGGGCCAGCUCUCCCAUUAGGAAAGGUGAGGCAACUGCCUUGAGUGGCAGGAUCUACAGGAGCAGCAGAUCUGACCUCCAGGACACACAUCACAUGUAGAUCUUCAUUUCCAAUGAUAAUCUUCACUCCCUACCCCCUGUUCCUGGUGUAGAGUUCCAGUCCCUCUGACAAGGAGAGUGCAGGUGCCAAAAUAGCUUGGACCAGCCCUGCCGCUUUUCACAUUUCUUUACCCUGGUGUUUCCUGAGGUUGUCUGUUUUUAAAUGUAAGCUCCCUUGAAGCUUUUCCUUGGGCUGGCUCCAUGUCUGAAGGGGCCUUGGGUGCAAGUGUCCUUUGGCAUAAUAAUAAUAAUAAUAAUAAUAAUAAUAAUAAUUUAUUAUUUAUACCCCGCCCAUCUGGCUGGGCUUCCCCAGCCACUCUGGGCAGCUUCCAACAAAAUAUUAAAAUACAGUAAUGCAUCAAACAUUAAAAGCUUCCCUAAACAGGGCUGCUUUCAGAUGUCUUCUAAAAGUCUGGUUGUUGUUCUCUGAUGGGUGGGCGUUCCAAAGGGCGGGUGCCACUACCAAGAAGGCCCUCUGCCUGGUUCCCUGUAACUUGGCUUCUCGCAGUGAGGGAACCGCCUGAAGGCCCUCGGCGCUGGACCUCAGUGUACGGAUAGAACGAUGGGGGUGGAGACGCUCCUUCAGAUAUACUGGACCAAGGCCCUUUAUUCCUUGGUUGCUACACUUUUAAUUUCUCACAGUGCUUCAGAAUGACAGCAGGCCACUCACAUUGUGUAAAUUUAAAAAUGUCACUACAUCUAGCUACCUGGUGCUGCUAAGACUGCUUUGUGACGUGAGUAGGGCAGGAAUAUGAGGCCCAAGGCUGGCAUCCAUGUCGGGUCUUGCUAGAUCCUGGCAAGCUAUGUAUGUAUGUAUUUAUUUCAUGAAAUUUGCAUACCACUUGAUUGUUUAAAAAGCCAUCAAAGCGGUUUACAAAAAGAGAAAACAAGAAAAUCGUGAAAAAUUUGCAACCACAAUUCAAAACAUACCAAAGUUAAAAUACUUAAAUAGAUUAAAAUUACCUAAAGCUAGAGGCCCUGGCAACAAGGAUGGCAGGUGCUGUUGCCAGCUCUGGUUUUGCCUGCUGCUAUGUAAAUUUAAGGCCUUUCAUUCUCCACGUUUUCAGUCUCUGACAACUUCCAGGGUGGCGUACAAAACAAUUCUUAAAGGAGAACUGUGCAUAAUUAACAAAUAAUAAUAAUGAAUAACAGAAGAGCACAGAUAAAAUCAAUGUGGUCUCCCCAAUCUAACAAUGCAAGUAACAGAUAUACUUAAGUAAAGGAUUUACCUGAUGUUAAACAGACAUUUCUUUCUUUAUUUGAGUUUUUUAUUUUUAAAAAAUAUCAUGUUACGGAGCAUUAGACCGCAGCAGCAGGCAAGCUGCUCCAGGGGGAGUGUUUCACAGAUGGCUCCCCACAACUAAGAAGACCCUUCUCUAGCUGGUUGGUUGGUGUCUGUUGCACGUCUAUAGGGAGAGGCACCCAGUGAUGGGACUCAAGGACAACCUGGGCAUUUGAGUAGAUUUGUGUGGGCGUAGGCAAUAAUUUUUAUUUUUUUAAAAAUAAAUUUUGUCACUGAAACCUAAGAAAGAAAACAAUACUAGCAAGUCAUAAUACACUAACACAAAGGAAAGGAAAACAAAUAGAUAAUCCUUUUCAGUGAAAUCUUCUACAUGUCUACUUAGAAAAAUGUCCUGGUAAACAGAAUGGAUCUUACUCCCAGGUUAAGUGUGGAUAGGAGUGUAUAGCCUUUGUUACCUGGAUGUAAACUACAGGUGCCUUUAAAGUGGGAAUGAGCAACCUAUGGCUCUCCAGAUGUUUUUUGACUUCUGAUCCUGUCAGCUCUAGUAGCAAUGAUGGCAAUUGCAGUUCAGUGACAUCAGGAGGGCUUUAUGCAGGCUUUAAAGAUCAGCAUACCAGCACUGUGUACAAUAACAGUCUGCUGUUUCAUCAUAACUAUCAUCAGCAUCUUUAUCCCCAAAUUGCUGUUACUAGGAAGUGGUGGUGCUAUGGUUUAGAGCAGGGUUUCCCAAACUUGGGUCCAGCUGUUUUUGGGCUAUAACCCCUAUCACCCCUAGCUAGCCGUACAAGUGGUCAGGGAUGAUGGGAAUUGUAGUUCAAAAACAUAUGGAGGCCCAGGUUUGCAGUGAUGUUUCCCGGGGCUAGAUCUUGUCAUAGGGAGCAGAUUCAGAAGUGAAGCUCUAAAUAUCAGCAAGAGAUCAAAACUGAGCAGGAUUUUUCUCAUGAUGCUGAUAAUCUUGCUGGGUGUACAACAUCUUCCUUUUUCAAUUUCACCCCACCAACCGCACUCUCCUCGUUGUCUCUCCACCUCCCCAGGUGCGGAUGGCGACCGCAGUGCCUCCCAUGCAGAGCCUGCGCUUGGAGAAUGCGUCUAUCCUGUCCGAAGGGGCGCUGCAGGAUGGACAUCGCUUGUGGAUUGGAAACCUCGACCCCAAGAUUACAGAGUGAGUGAGGGGCAAGGAAGGGAGGGGCUUGGGAUUUAGCUCUUGAGUGGCAGGAAAAGAAGGGGGUUCUCCAAAGAAAAUAAGAAAACAAACCAUCAUUUCUGUUUUGCUGCUAUUUGAACUCAGCUUCUGCUAUCAUUUAAUUUUCUGUUUAAUUCCUGUCCACUGUGCCAAUUUUACCUACAUCUUUGUUAUCCCAGUGGCUGAGUCUAGGGGAUUAUCAUCAUCAUCAUCAUCAUGACAGUUAAUUUAUUUGUUGUUUAGUUGUGUCUGACUCUUCGAGACCCCAUGGACGCCAUGCUAGGCACUCCUGUCUUCCACUGCCUCCUGCAGUUUGGUCAAAUUCAUGUUAGUAGCUUCGAGAACACUGUCCCACCAUCUCAUCCUCUGUCGUCCCCUUCUCCUUGUGCCCUCCAUCUUUCCCAACAACAGGGUCUUUUCCAGGGAGUCAUCUCUUCUCAUGAGGCGGCCAAAGUAUUGGAGCCUCAGCUUCAGGAUCUGUUCUUCCAGUGAGCAUUUGGGGCUGAUUUUCUUCAGAAUGGAUAGGUUUGAUCUUCUUGCAGUCCAUGGGACUCUCAAGAGUCUCCUCCAGCACCAUAAUUAAUUUAUUAGUUGUCUUCUAAACUGCCAUCUCAAGGCAAGUUACACAAAAUAAUUAAAAGCAGUUUAAAAACACAAAACCAACAAGACUAAAAUACUAACGUUGGUGGUAAACACCCAUUCAUCCAGCUGGGAAAACCGGUCGAAACAAAAAUGUCUCCAGCUGUUUCCAGAAAGUGUGCACCUGUUGUAUCUUGAGCAGGAGUGCUAUUCUACAGCACAGUGGAGCUACUAAAAAAGCCCUUCUCCAAGUUACUGUGGAGCGGGCGUCUGAGAUCUUUGGAAUUUGCAGGAGAGACUCUUCCAUGGACUGGUGUGAACUAUUGGGUGCAUAUGCGAUAAGUCAGUCUGUUGAGUAACUUGGUCCUGAGCUGUAUAGGGACUUGCAUGCUAGUACCAAAACCUUCAACUUGGCCCAGCAGUAAAUUGGCAGCCAGUGCAAAUCCUGAGUGCAAGGUGUUAUAUGCUGGCAGUCGUUUGCUCCCACAAUCAACCUAGCCGCCAUGCUCUGCACCAGCUGCAGCGUCCAGACCAACGCCGAAGUGUAGCCUCACAUAGAGCACAUCUCAGUAAUCCAGCCAUAAGGUUAGCAGUGCAUGGACAACUGAGAUCCAGCUAACUUGAUCCAGGAAUGGCUGUAACUGCCUUACCAAGUGUAGUUGGGUCAACCUUUGUGCCUGUGGCGAGGCCUGGUGGCUGACAGUGCCUUGAGAGAAACUCCAUUGGCCCAAGCCCCUUCGGGCUUCCUCCGAGCUGCUUCUCUAAUAAUCGCAGCUGUGUGCACACCCCAGUCCCAUUUCUGGUGGCGGCGAACGUUUUUAAGUGUGUGCAUUUGACAUUCCCUUGGCCUCCAAAUGAUUAGCGCGUUUAAAUUGCGUGCUAACACAUUUGAGCAAGUUGAAGUGGGGCAAUUAAACGCUGAGGGAGGAGAGCUUGAUUGCUCAGAGGGAUAUUAGAUGUGCCGGGCCAGGGGUUCUGGUGGCCGUCUUUCCUCUCCCCACCCCACCCCCGCAACACACUUUACAAAACAAUCUCCAAUUUAUGCAUUCCAAGUAGCUGUUCUUGUUUUAUCGCCCGGAUAUUGUGGGCCUCUCAGCUGUGGAAGCAAUUUUUGCCCGGCUUCUUGUGUUUCGGGAAGUGCCUUGAGGUUUUUGUUCCAAGUGCCGUUCCUUUCAGCCCGGCAGCACUCAUAAUCGUACCUCUAAGUGGAGUCCAUCAUUAACGUAAUGCCCUCUUCAGGCGACUCAUUCAGCGCUGCACUGGCUGGCCUCUUCUCAGUUUUUGCAUUAAUUACCAUUUUUUGCCCAGUGUUUAUAUUUCUGUGGCUUCUUGGGGGUGAGUAAUUGUGAGCACUGCUCAAUUGACAGGCUGCCUGGGCCUUUUGGGGAAGGGCCUGUUUGGAAAGUUGGGGGUGGGAAUUAAAGGCCCAGGAGGUGUGCAAGGAGAAAAGUACAUGUUAGGCCUGGUUGACCUGCCCCUUAGGGAUUUCAGAUUCUCUACCUGGCCAAACAGAGGCAUUCUAGGUUUUGUUGGGGGUUUUUUUUUUGCAUAUACCUUACAAGACAGGGAACAUCCAAGACAGUUUUCUUUCCCUGAAAAUUCUGACCCCAGCAUCUAGGAAAUGAAGUUCAUUUGCCUGACUUUGUAAAAUCUGACAUUUUGAAGCUUCUGUAGAUCUGGGGCUACAGAGUUAGUGGCGUUGAGUGAAUUGUUAAGGGAGCUUGGACUUAGAAAAGGUGGGGUGCUUAGCUUCAAACCUUGCCUUUGUCAGGUGCUUGUUGACCCUUGUGGACAUCCAGAAAAUGCCCUCCCACUAGAACAUAAGAAGAACCUGGCUCCUGGAUUAGAACAAAGGUCCAUCUAAUACCUGCUCUUUGCAGCCAAACAAAAUCCACCACAGGGUCUGCUAUUGUCAUCCGGCCAUUAGUAUUUAGAUGUAGACUGCCUCUGAACAGAGAGGUUCCAUUUAGCCUUUAUGAUUACCAGCCGCUGAUAAACUUCUCCAUGAAUUCAUAAUUUCCUUUUCCAAAGUUGCCUGUGUGUGUGUUUCCUAUCUCCAGACAUGCCAGUGCUCCUUCAGCAGCAAAACCUGCUCACAUGUUGAAAGCAAGCGCCUAAGAGGAAACACUAAGAGCAGCUUUUCUCAACCUUGGGUCCCCAGAUGUUGUUGGACUGCAACUCCUAUCAUCCCUGACCACUGGUCCUGCUAGCUAGGGAUGAUGGGAACUGUAGUCCAACAACAGCUGGGGACCAAGGCUGAGAAACAUUGAUUUAGAGCCUAUCUUCCCCCUUUUAAAAAGGCUUUAUGCGGCCAGGUGGGUAGUGUUUACUGUCAGCAUCCUUCGGGGGUCGAGAGGCCAGUUGGCUAACCCCCAGCUGGAUCAUGCCCUUCCAGCCAUGAUGAUCCCCCGACCUCUGGUGCGAUGCAAAUCAGCAACUCAGACUUCAAUGCCUUAGCACAGUAUAUCAGCAGAGCAUACUGCACAAACAGAAGAGGUGUGAAGCUUGUGGAAACAUACUAACAAGCUGCGGAUUUAUUAAGCAUAAAUCAGGACAAAAGAAACAUGUCAUCUCUUUUUCCGCCUCCUCAGAGAGAGAGUCAAAAGCAAAAGCUAUACACAACGGAAGUUCCCAACAAACUGUGCUAGAAUGUAAACAGACAUGUGAUAUUUAACAAUCUCACACAUCUGUAACUUAAGGUUGAAUUUUCCAACAUGGGAGGAGCAGUCAAAUAUCCCUCCCUCCAACCUGCCCCCCAUAGCAAUAUAAUUCUAGGAAUCCCUUCUGUAUUCUGAGUGCAGUUGUCCAACUGUGGGCUGGUGCUUCAUCUGUUUCCAACCCAUAAAAUGUGGAUACCAGCAAGCUAGCUCACAAGGUUGUUGUCAGGGCAGGGAACAAUUAAAUCAUUCCGCUUGAUCAAAGUUCCACAGAAGGUGGAUGGAUGGCAAUGGGUUAUUUUAGAACGGGUUGGCCCUUCAGCAAUUCACAUAAGCUCAGCCUUGUAGCCUUUGAUGUUUGUAUGACUCUGAAUAAUGUUUUUGAAAUCCAAUUUAGUCAAAGAGCCUGGGUCAAACUUUCAUAGGGCACAGUUGUCCUGCUUAGCCGAAUGUAAUGGUUUAACAUUGCUUGUUUAAUUCCUUUGGAAUAAUUAUUAUUAUAUUUAUUUACACCCCACUUUUGUCCCAGACAUCCAACUCUGAUUAAAAACAACACAUAUAAAAUACAAGAAGCUAUUAAAAAAAAUAGUUAAAAACAAUUUAACUCUAAUAGAAUUAAAACAAUAUAAAGGCAUAUAUAUUGAAAUGCAGAUAGUAAAAACAGCACUUUCUGUAAAAAACAGUAAGUCCCCAAAAGUCUAUCAGGAUAAAACCGUCGUCAUCUGCCAGUGGAAGGUCAAGGAGAGAGCCAGUCUAGCUUCUCUAGAGAGGGAGCUCCAAAGUCUGGGAGCUGCUGCCACUGAGAAGACUGUCUCCUGCAUCCCCACCAAGAAUGCCUGUGAGGGUGCUGAGAUGGAAAGAAUGGCCUCCCCACAAGAUAUCUGAGCCCGGCUUUGUUUGUGUGUAGGAAUAUGGUCUUUCAGAUAGCCUGGGCCUUUACAGGUCAUAACCAGAACUUUGAACUGUGUCCAGAAACAGACUGGUAGCCAGUGGAGUUGUUAUAACAAGGGAGUCAUAUGCUUCUAUAAUUUGGCUCCUAUUUACAGCAUACUGUACGGAUGUACCUUGGAAGUUGAACAGUAUCCGUUCCAGAAGUCCGUUUGACUUCCAGAACCAAAGCGCAGCCAAUUGGAAGCCGCGGAAGCCCCCCUUGGACGUUCGGCUUCCAAAAAUAGUUUGCAAACUGGAACAGUCACUUCCGGGUUUGCAGCGUUCAGGACCCAAAAUGUUUGGGAACUAAGCUGUUCCAAAAUGAAGGUACGGCUGUAUUUCCAUUUUAAAGAUAAAGGUAAAGGACCCCUGACAGUUAAGUCCAGUCGUGAACGACUCGGGGGUUGUGGCGCUCAUCUCGCUUUACUGGCCAAGGGAGCUGAUGUUUGUCCGCAGACAGUUUUUCCAGGUCAUAUGGCCAGCAUGACUAAGCUGCUUCUGGCGAAACCAGAGCAGCACACAGAAAUGCCGUUUACCUUCCCACCGGAGCAGUACCUAUUUAUCUACUUGCACUUUGACGUGCUUCCGAACUGCUAGGUUGGCAGGAGCAGGGACCAGACAACGGGAGCUCACCCCGUUGUGGGGAUUUGAACCACCGACCUUCCGAUUGGCAAGCCCUAGGCUCAGUAGUUUAGACCACAGCACCACCCGCGUCCCUAUUUCCAUUUUACAAGUGGGGAAUAGCAGAGGGUGAGGGGAGAGAGGAGGAGGAACUUUGGACAGCUAGACUCCAUUGCAUUUUUGGCUGAAACGGCACCAAAACCACAGUCUAGAGUGGGAUGUUAGUUGCUGUUCCUAGCCGGCUUCUGUCCAGUAUUCUAAAUAUUUGUUUCAGUUCCUAAGUAAGGCCUGCCACCCCCUUUUCCAACACACACACAUGUUGAAGACCACUGACCAGAGCUUGGUGAAAAAGGAAGGCUGGGAGCAUGGGGAGACAAGGACACAGGCACUUGGAAAUGGGGGCAAUAUUUCUGUCUAUGACCACACAUGCUCAGGACUAGGGAUUUGUUUUCAAUACUAGAGCUCAGCUCAUAGCCCUGCCACACACAAAUCCAGUCCAGGUUUUCCCCCUAAGUUUUUUUUUCUGUUUCAGAAAAGUGGUGGAGGCAUUUUUGUUUAUGCUCUUGUUAAACUCCUGUGAGUCAACAGUCCUUUUCUUAUCUACUGCAAAGAACCUAAAGUCCCAGCCUACCUUGCUUAAACUGCACUGACUUCCAUUUGGGAGGGUUGUGGUUGUUACCAAGGUUGCAUUGAUGCCACAGUUUGCCCCUUGCAAAAUGCGCUUCUUACAUAGGAGUGCAUGUUACUGUCUUUUAGAUAGAGCAUUGCGUUUUAGCCUCUGCCUCAAUUUAUUUGGGGGGGGGGGGGCUUCGAAAAGGCUAUGCCACAGCUCUGCCUGCUGCAUUGAGUUCCAUCCUGAUAAGCUUUGCUCAGCAAACAGCAUCUUUUAACAACAGCUUGCUAGUUCCCAGUGGGGCAGGAUUCCCAGCCUUAAUGGCUUUAGCAUGUGGCUAGGACCAUUCCCUGUAUCCUUGGGACAGCAUUGUUCAGAGGAAGCCUUGACUCAGUGUUUGAAUAGCUCUUAGGGUGCCAGGAGGAAGACUGGCGGAAAAGGAAGCGGGGCUUGGACGGGCUGUCCCACACUUGCCUUGGAUGACAGGAAGUAGCAAUGGGGACCUGGCUGCAGCCCGCAGCAGAGCUGUGACCUUCCCCUUCCCCUGCCUCGUCCCAGGUAGCCCAUCAAGAUGCUCCAGGAAUUUCCAACUGCCCGGCUUCUUGUUCCUUCUUCACAAUGCAGCUCUCCAGUUUCUCACAAACUCUUUCUGGGCCUCUUUAAUAAUUCCUUGCAUUCAAAAAUACUGGAAGUAAAGAACUGGAAGAUGUGGGAGAAAUGCAGAAUUCCAGGCUGGUGAUGAAUCCAGGAAACUGUCUUCUUGUGACUCAAGGGAACUGAGUGCUAGUUAGUGCCUUUGUAAUCAGCUUCCAGUUUGUGUGUGUAUGUGGUUUCAGAAUAAUGAGCUAGAGGGCGACAUUUGGGUAAACUACACAGCAUAUAGCCACACACACAAACAUAACAGGUGGUUUUUAUAUUUUCUCUAAAAGGAGCAAAGAAAACUACAGUGCUGUAGCAGGCAGUUCCUGUUGGACAGCAAACUCCUCAGAGUGCAAAGGCCCAUGUGCAGAAGGAAAGCUCAACAUGCAGCUCAGCUCAGACCUAAGCAGAGCCAGCAUCCAGUUUCUCCAUAAAUCAAUAAAUUGUGUGUGUGUGUGUGUGUGUGUGUGUGUGUGUGUGUGUAUAACUUUUCACUUAAACAUCACAUGUUAAAAAUUAUAGUAACACCAACACCUAUGCGAUACCAAUAACAACAGAAAAACUGAAGGCAACAGGUUAAAGAACAACAGGCUGGUAUUAAUUCGUAGGGUUCAGGCCGAGAACAUCCUUUGGCUUAUUUGAUGGCCUGUCUGUGAAUAUGCCACAUUUGUAGGUUCCCUGGCUGCUUUCAAGAGUACCAGUGGUUUAUGUACUUAACAGCCUAAUCCUAUGCAAGUCUACUCAGAAUUAAGCUUCUGAGUUCAGUGGGGCUAGCUCCUAGGUAGGUUUGUGUAGGAUGCUGGUUGGGGCUGAUGGGAGUAGGAGUCCAGCAACCUUUGGAAGGACCCUAUCAUUGACCUACAACUCCUCAUAUUCUUUCCGUUUCUGGCUCAUCUUGCUUGGCUAGGCCAGGGUUCCAGGGCUUCCACUGGAAGAUGGUUUCCUGACCAUCUCCUCCUCUCUCAUGUGGACAACCCUGUCUCUGCCAACUUGAGAAAUCCCUUUGUGAAAUGAACAUCAGAGUGGAGAGGGGCAUUGCUAACUUUGCCCAUGUAUGAACACUGCAGUGGUAUUCUAAAUUGUUUUCAGUUCAGCAUUUCUCACCCACCCAGCAAAAUCCGGCAUAUCAUUUAAGCUCAAUGUCCCUGAGGCUUCAUCGCUUUCCAGCUGUGCUCAGUGGAGACACCGCAGGGAAAGAUGCGCGGUGAAUCCUGAUGAAAUCAAGGUUGACGCACAGCCGCACAAACAUGCAUUUAAAUGAGACACCCCAACAGGACUUGCUAAAGGAGAGAGCUAGGUGUGUGCUUCUCUCGGCCAAGUGGCAAAAGGUGUUUGUGUUUUCAGGUGAGGACAAUGUUCUGAACAAUGAUUUUUAUGGGGACAAGAUUAUGGAACCAAUAGGGUAGCGGCCCGAAAAAGGUUUGGAACAACAGCUCUCCAAAGCUUUAAACUAAGAAGAAAAAGUCACCAGUACUUUUCUGGCUUUGUUAAAAGGGCUUUUUGGAUAGAUUUUGCUUUCUGUGCCCAUCAUAUCCCCUCCAGCCACACCACCUCAAGGAAAGUGUGAGGACUACCUCCCCACACCAUAAGACCCGGCUGUUGUUUUCCUUCCACCACUUCAUUAGGGUCUUCUUGGGCCAGGGCAAACUGAGUUGGCCCUUGUUUCCUUCCUGUUCCAGGAACACAUCUGUAGCAACCUGGCCUGGGAGAUCGCUUCAGUUCCUGGAAUGUCCUUCCUUGUACUGGGCUUCAGAGAACUGGCUGGCACCCGUGUGGCUACAAGGUCACUGCACUGAGUUUGGCAGCUGAAGGCCACAGCAGCCUUGGACCAUGUAAACUGCCCCACCCUCAGAACGGUCCUCAGCUCUCACUCAUCAGUAUACAAAGCCCUUAAUAACUUGGGAACAGUUUACCUGCAACAUCGCCUUACCCUGUAUAUGCCCACUCGACUGCUUCUGUCUGUAAGAACUGCCACUUACAGUUGGCACAUAAGACUAGUGAGAAAUUGAUCUUUUGGUGUGGAGGCACCUACGCUCUGGAACUCCCUGCCUGUUGAUAACAAGCAGGCACCUUCACUCUUUUCGGUAUCUGCUAAAACAUUGCUGUUUAGAUACUUAUAUAUUUAUAAUGACAAUGCAUUUUUCAUUUAUUGCUAGUUUUAAUUUUUUUUAAUGCUUUGAUUGUUUUUACUAAUAAUCUUACUGUUUCAUUCUUUUUCUGAACGGCUUUGAGGUUCUGCAGUCAAGCAGGACAUAGAACUCACUAAUUAAAUCCCCUUGGUCAUCUUGAAACAAUUUUUUGCUGAUAAGCUGGGCACCACCAUACCAUAAAUCUUUUGACUUUUGAGGUCCUAAAAUUUCCUUUAUUGAAAGUGUCAAUAACUUUUCUCCCCUCCAAAUCCUCCCCCCCCCCACACACAUACUGGGCACAACUUCAUUUUUUCCCAUUCCCAAGCAACAAGCUGGGAUCUGCUUGAAUUGAGUUGGCCUAGUGGUUUGUCCUCCUUCCGUUUCACUCAAACCCUCUUAACCAACAGAGGUCAUCAUCUUGGCUUCUCUCCCUCCUCCUCCUUCCAGGUACCACCUUCUCAAGCUCCUUCAGAAGUUUGGCAAGGUGAAGCAAUUUGAUUUCCUUUUCCACAAGUCUGGCAUGUUGGAAGGGCAGCCCAGAGGCUACUGCUUUGUGAACUUUGAAACCAAGCAGGUAGGUUGGUUUGUCCUGAGUCAGGCCAUUGCCUCAUCUAGUUCACCAGUGUCUAUUCCAGGCUUCCCCAGCUACAACAUUAUCAUCCAUGGCUGGGGCUGGUGGAAGUUGGGGUCCCAACCACAUCUGCAGAGCACCUGGUUGAGGCAAGGUGGCUUUCCAGGGACGCAGGCAGGUGGAUUGAAUCUAGGGCUCUGCCACUGUUCUGCCUCCCCAUCCCCAAAGCUGAGGAUCACUCAGUUUAGAGCGUUCCGCAGCUUUAAGGAUUCUGGUGGGGAUGUAGGCUUGGCUGUGCCAGGUGACUGUAAUAGGCCAUCCUUCCCCAACCUGGUGUCCUCCAGAUGUUUUGCUGAACUCCCAACAAACCUUUUUUGCAGGGGAGGGGUGUGUUUCCAUAGACAUUCUCUCCCCAAGGGAGUUUCAUUGUAUAGCAAUUUUUCCUGCCCUCGGAGCUGUAUCUUUUUUGCUGGCCUUUCUGUCCGCAGGGUUGCCUUGGGAAAAUUGGAGGCGAGAGAGAUUUGCUGUGUGUUUUGGAAUGGUGCAUUGGUCGUUUUAAAAACACUCCUUGACUGCUUUCUGUUCUGGUUCUGCAAACUGCACUCAAGUGUUUAUUGGAGCUUUCUGAGCAUUGCAGGGGGUUGGACCAGAUGACCAUUGGUUCGAGUGUGUUGCUGAUAAUGCCUAGGUUGCAGGUUUGAUCCCUGUAUGGGGCAGCUGCAUAUUCCGGCAUUGCAGGGUGUUGAACUAGAUGAUCCUCAGAUUCCUUUCCAGCUCUACAGGUCCAUGAUUCCAGCUUUACAAUUUGAUGGUUCUACAAAGAGCGGCUGGGAAGAUUAAAAGUCUGGUGCAUCCUGCAGGCCACUUAGAAACCUGGGCACCUGUCAUCCCCUUAAAUUCUAUGCUGCAGCCCCUUUUGAAACGAAAACCCCCCUCAAAAGCCUGGCACUACCCAUUAGCUGCUCAGAGUAGUAACUGCCCAGAAAUAUUCAGCUGAAGCCCCUGGGAAAGGGGUUCAUUCCUUGACGGUGUUUUUCUCCUGCAGGAAGCUGAGCAGGCGAUCCAGUCCCUCAAUGGCAAGCUAGCCCUCUCCAAAAAGCUGGUGGUGCGGUGGGCUCAUGCCCAGGUCAAGGUAAGCAGAACCUGACCGUCUUCCCAAUUUAGAGAAGAGCAGGCAGCCCCUCCCAUUUCCCUGUACAGACAUACUUCAGGUUACAGAUGCUUCAGGUUGCGUUUUUUCAGGUUGCAGACCACCGAAUCCCGUAAGUACCAGAACAGGUUACUUCCGGAUUUCAGCGGUCGCGCAUGCGCAGAAGUGCUAAAUCACACUUUGUGCGUGUGCAGAAGCGCCGAAUCGCAACCCGAGCGUCCACUGUAUUACUUGUUUGUGGGUUGGGCCUGUUUCCCUUCUUGUCAAAUAAUUUCUGCUGUUUCUCUUUCCACCAACACCCCUAAUUGCCCAGAGAUAUGAUCAAAACAAGAAUGAAAAGAUACUUCCCAUCAGCCUGGAACCCUCAUCCAGCUCAGAGCCAACCCAGUCUAAUCUGAGGUGAGAAUUGUACUUUUACCAUGUCCGCAACAUGCUGUGUGCAUUGGGGUGUGUGUGUGUGCAAUUAACUGGGUUUUCUAAACCAGUUGGUGAUCUGAUACCAGAUUGGGUGUGGGGAGGGUACUCAGUCUGUUUGUGUUUGUGUGGAAUCAGAAAUCCCAUUCCAGUGAACCUGAGGUAGCUCUUUGGAUCCAGUGCCUUGGGAUCCUGGAUCUCUCUCCGCAUCUUCACCGCAACCCUGCGGAGUAGGUUAGGCUGGGAGGCAAUGAGCUUUGUAGCCAAGGAGAGAUUCGAACCUUAGCCCAGCCCCAGAGUCCUAGAUGAGGCGGGCAUCCAGAUGGCUGCUUUACGUUGGGCCCUGGGCUUCCAAGUUCUGGGUGUGAGUUUUGGUUCAUUUCUACAAUAUUUUUUUGGCUGCCUUUCAGCAGAAAACUCAGGAAAGUCUUCCACAAGGUGCAUUGCAAUAGUUUAACAUUACAGUGAUACCUCAGGUUACAUAUGCUUCAGGUUACAGACGCUUUAGGUUACAGACUCCGCUAACCCAGAAAUAGUACCUCGGGUUAAGAACUUUGCUUCAGGAUGAGAACAGAAAUCGUGCAGUGGUGGCGCGGCGGCAUUAGCUAAAGUGGUGCUUCAGGUUAAGAACAGUUUCAGGUUAAGAACAGACCUCCAGAACGAAUUAAGUACUUAACCCGAGGUACCACUGUAGUGUGUGGGAGAGGCGGGGGGUGGGGGUGGGCGGAUCUGUGACCCUUCAUGCAUUUUGGACUCAACUCCCAUCAGUUCCAGCCAGCGUGGUGAAGAGUGAUGGGAGUUGCAGUCUAGCAAAAACAUAUUUACAGAAAGCGUUGCAGGGUGCCCCGCCUCCUGAAUGAGGGUUUGUAACGCCCAAAACAGCACCUCAGAUUAUUUCUUCUUCCUUUAAAAUUUCAGGAGCACUAACUUUAAGCAGGGGCGGGGGGCAGGAAUGCCAUGGCGGUCAACAGCAUCAAAUCAGCAGUGCAGUUCCAUUCAUAAGACAAAUUCAGAAUACAUGGUAGAUCCCCAGACCACAUGGCCGGGUCACCCCUGGGGAAAAGGCUUGGUGAGUGGAUAGGGUGCACCUGGAGUUCCAGAACUGGGCCUGGAAACCACAAAUUAGCAGGGAUGUUUCCCAAGGGGUACAAUGCAUUCUCACCACCCCGUACCUGUCAGCAGGUGGGCAACAGUGUUCUGCUCUAGCUGCAAUAUAGCCUUUUGCCUUUGUAAAUACCACACCCUUCUCUGGCACCAGAACACCAAUUGGUUUUUGAGAGCUCACUUGGAUUCAGAAGCCGCUUAUCAGGUGGUUUUGCAAAGACUGUUGUUGAAGAAAAACAACUCUGAAGCUCCUAGAGGUGCGUAGUACUUGUGCUGGUUAUGAAAGCCCGCUAGGGCUUAGGAUCUGGCUGUCUGAAGGACUGCAUCCUCCCAUAAAGCCUGUCCAUGCUCUGAGAUUUUCAAGAGAGGCCCUUCUCCCCACCACCCUCACUGGCAUGCUUGGGGGGGGGGGGGGGACAUGGAAGAAGGCCUUCUCAGUGGUGUCAGCCCCCAGGCAGCUUGGAUCUCCUUGCCUAAAGCUAGACUGGCUCCUCCUUGGCUUUCAGCCAGCAGGUCUUCACAGUUUUAUACUGGCAGGCCUUUGGGAUCUGACACUUUUUAAAGGAAAGAGCUUUAACAGUGCUGUUUUCUUUUUGUUCUCUGUAUAUUAAUAGGGUUUUUUAAUUGUUUUAAUUCUACUAGAGCUUGAUUCCUUUUUAACUAUUAUCUUUUAUACAUUUUAUCUGUGUUGUUUUUAAUUUGGGUAAGCUGCCUUGAGUCCCAAUUUGAGGGAAAAGGCAGGAUACGAACGAAUCAAUAAUAAUGAUGAUGAUGACAGUUACAUGAUUCUCCAGCUCUAAGCCCCCGGCCACAUUAGAUUCUGAUUUUAAAUCAAGGCCCAGGACAGACAGGCUGACGCUUCAACCAGAUUUACUCUUCGCUUCCUCCACAGUGUCAGCACGAAGAUCAAAGCCAUUGAGGCCAAGCUGAAGAUGAUGGCGGAGAACCCGGAUGCAGAGUUCCCACCGGCAGCGCCAUAUUCCUACUUUAAGCCACCAGACAAAAAACGGAUUGCCCCAUACUCCAAAGCGGCUUGGAAGUCAAAGAGAUGAUUUGCUGUCAGAGGCAACGUCCCUUUCUGGCACUAACAAAGGUCCACCAGGAUGAAAGGCGGACUGUAUUGGAUGGGACUUCAUUGCCUCCCCAUAGAGUGUGACAUCCUGGGCUUUUCAGAACCUUCUCCUGCAUCUUCCAUUUGCACGUGGGAGCAAAUCCUCUCCUGGUGGUGUUGGUGGUGGUGGUGAUGGUGGUGACUAUGGUGGGGGACUGCAACACCACCUCCAGACCUGUAAAGAACCCAAGGUUGUUCUCAGUAGUAAAACCUGAAGCAUCUACUCCUGUGGCUAAUUCUGCAUCAAGACUCCAGAUAUAUGUGUGAGUUCUCACGCUCUCUCACAGACACACCAAACACACUCCUGCUGUAUUUCUCCACCCUGAAGAUACAGGAUCCUGAUGCAGCUAGUAGGCUAGAAAACGGUAGCUUUGACAAGCAUCUAAACAUGGGAUGAAUUAUGUGACCUCCGCAGCUGAGCCAGCCGGGUGACUCCUGUGUCUGGCACCUUGGGGACACAACCCUGAAUCCUGGCAAGAAUGGGGUGGGAUUUCUGUGCUGGGUUUUCUGCCGACGUCAGCUCAUCUGGGUGUAUGUAUCAAAACUUUCUAAUGAUUGUACAGGAAUAAACUUUAUGCAGACUUUCGAAGUGCACCUUUUGAAGCAAAAUAGUCUAAUGUGAAAUGCUUGUGAAUGCAGCAAAACUGGGCGUUUUCUGCCUUUUCAAACUUAUAAGGUCCCGAUUCUGCACCCAAAUCAUACACACUGAUCUCAUUGGUAUAUUUUACUCCUUCGUAUCAUUAUUCAUUGGGGUGGGGGAACAGCAAGAAGGUGUACAAGGUACUGAAGUUGUGUGGUCCCGUCCCCCCCCCCGCCGCAACAAACACCAAACAAAUUCAGCCACCCCACUGACCCCUUCAGUGUCACCUGGGAUUGCCCUUAUAGUUUGAAGCUUCUUCCAUCUGGAAAAGCUAAAGUCCCCUAACGUGUUUUAGAUGACAGCUAAGAUAGCCAAGAAGCAGGAUUUUGCACAAGUUUCGAUCCUCUUGCAGAAUCCUAACACACAUCCGACUCUGGCAGUGGCAAGGGCGAAUCUCCAGCACUUAAACAUUUGCUGCUAUUGCCUUGUCAGGCUGCACUGUUUACGUUGAGUGCUGAGAUGAAUAAAUUAAAAUCCUUUAAAUCAUGCAUAUAAUGUAGGUGGUUAUAAGCACUGAGAUGGCAUGCACUAUCUUGAAUGAUGUAUUCUCUCACACACAGAAUAAAUGCUGCUUCUAAGACGUUGCUACAGC
This is a messenger RNA of Podarcis lilfordi (Lilford's wall lizard), 17084 nucleotides long. The record is from the annotation of a GenBank genome assembly. Lineage: Eukaryota; Metazoa; Chordata; Lepidosauria; Squamata; Lacertidae.